This is a messenger RNA of Thalassophryne amazonica, 3650 nucleotides long. RefSeq names its product myosin, light chain kinase 5 (gene mylk5). The record is from RefSeq and is a predicted model, not a curated record. Gene Ontology annotation, biological process: protein phosphorylation. Lineage: Eukaryota; Metazoa; Chordata; Actinopteri; Batrachoidiformes; Batrachoididae. The coding region runs from base 203 to 2818 and encodes 871 amino acids. The transcript is spliced from 17 exons. Gene Ontology annotation, molecular function: protein kinase activity; ATP binding; protein binding.
AGGGUUUGAACAUAUGCAGAGGAGAGGAGUCAGAGCUGGGCAGACGUCGGCACACAGAAGAGCAGGCUGCAGAGUGGAGGUCCACCCAGCAGUGCAGGAGAGGUGGGCAACAGGGAAAGGAAGUGUGAUAGCGUGAGGGGAAAUGACUGUGAAAAUUAUUUGUUGCUGCACCAGACAGAGAUAGCGCUGCCCCGAAACAGACAUGAACAACAGCAGCAGCAGCACGAAACGCUACGUGUCCACCUUCAGGAUGCACAUCAAGCCAUGUUGCACCUCCUCUGCACGGGGGAGCAGGACAAGAUCUGAAGACAGCAGGACCCCCGUCAAAGGCACUGAUCCAGGGUCUGUUGGUGUCCCGUCUUGCAAACGUCUGGACCCGCCAGUGUUCAUGGAACCUCUGGAGGACCUCUGUGUGGAUGAAGGAAGUGACAUCGUGUUGCGUGGGUUUCUCACAGGAAGUCAGCCCAUCAAGGUGUCAUGGUUGCACAAUGGUGAAGUUGCCCAUUUUGGGAAGUCUUCCUUCAAUGACAAGGAGGUGAGUUUUGUGGUGAAAGAAUGCCUCCCGGAAGAUGCUGGUGCCUACACCUGCUUAACCGAGAACAGCGCGGGAAAAACAUCCUGCUGUGCUGCCGUGUUUGUCAGAGACUUUGAAACUAUCUGCAAUGUGCAGAAUCGUAUUCCAAAGAUCCACAGUUCUACAUCCAACAGUAUAACAGAAAAUGGGAUCCCUAAAGAUGAGGUCUUGAAGUCUGGCGGCUCUACGGCACGUGUCUCAGGGGCACACUCUGAAAAGGACAACCCGACUCCACCUCCAAAAGAAGUCAUCCCAAAGAGGCGAGCCAACUCAGCGUCAGGUCCAGGAUUACAUUUUCAAAACCCUCCGCAGCACGUUGAGGUGAAUGUUGAACAAACUGCCCAUCUGACGUGUCUCUUCACCAGCAGUCCUCCUGUGGUGUCCUGCUGGAUCAGAAACAAAGAGCAGGUUGUGGACGGGCCGGAGCAGUGGACAGAGAAUACUGACAGGAGCAGCACACUGGUGAUAGUAGAGGCCAAACCCCAGCACGCAGGUCGCUACACCGUUAUCGUCAAAGACCGCAAGAGCUCAGCACAGCACAUGCUCACUCUUUCUGUCCUCGAAAAGCCACAGCCUCCCGCCUCCUGCCCCGUGGCCUCCGUCGUCUCCGCGAGCAGCCUCGUGCUGUCCUGGUCGGGCCCCUGCUACGACGGUGGCAGUGCCAUCCUUGGUUACGUGAUUGAAGUAAAGAACCACCGAGGAGCUGAGCCUCGGGACUGGACUGAGAUCACCUCCCAAUGCGCAAGUACUUCUUACAGAGUGUGUUCGGGGCUGGAGCCGGAGGAGGAAUACUGUUUUAGAGUACGGGCCUAUAACGCUGUGGGGAUGAGUGAGCCAGGCCCCGUUUCACCAUCAGUGAGGCUGGAGCAGAAAGGCUCAGGGAAGUCUGAAGAAGAGGAGGCUCCUCGGGCAUACGCCUAUGUCACUGUUGAUUCUUCACACAAAGUCACAGAUCACUACAACGUGCUGGAAAAACUGGGAAUGGGAAAGUUCAGUCUGGUCUUCAAGCUGAUCCACAAACAAUCAGGACAAGUGUGCGCCGGCAAAUUCUACAAAGGCCGUCUCGCCAAGGACAGGGAGGCUGCUCGCAAAGAGGUCAAGCUGAUGAACCACCUUCAUCACCCCAAACUGGUUCAGUGCCUGGCAGCGUACGAUCACAAGUCUGAGAUCGUCAUGGUCAUGGAGUACAUUGCUGGUGGAGAAUUGUUUGAACGUAUCGUGGAUGAUAAGUUUGAGCACACCGAGGCUGCCAGUGUACAUUACGUGCAGCAGAUCCUGGAGGGCGUGGACUACAUGCAUCAGCAGAACAUCGUCCAUCUGGACCUCAAACCUGAGAAUAUCGUGUGUGUCAACAGCAGCGGCACUGCCAUAAAGGUCAUUGACUUUGGAUUGGCCAGCUGGCUCGAUGGAAACAAGCCUCUGAUGGUGAUGCAUGGGACUCCAGAGUUUGUGGCCCCUGAAGUCAUCAGUUAUGAGCCCGUGUGUUUGGCCACGGACAUGUGGAGCAUCGGGGUCAUCUGCUACAUUUUACUGAGCGGUGAGUCUCCAUUCCAGGGUAGCAGCGAUGCAGAGACCUUGUCCUUGGUGACGGCGGCCCAGUUCGAGUUUGAUGAGGAGAGUUUUGAGGAGAUCACAGGGGAGGCCCAAAGUUUUAUCAGCGCGCUGCUCACCAAGGACACGCGGCGGAGGAUGUCCUGUAGACAGGCUCUUGCUCACCCGUGGAUGGCAGCAUUUGAUUCUGGAGCUCACACUGUCACCAAGAGUCUGUCCAAAGAGAAAAUGAAGAAGUUCCUCACCAGGCAGAAGUGGAAGAAAGCAGGCAAGGCCAUGCUGGCCCUGAGGAGAAUGGCUCUGCUGUCCAAAGGAGAAAGCUCUGGAUUUCCAACCAGCCCCAAAGAGGUUGCUCCACUGGUCCCAGAAGCACAUGUGCUGCAGUCUCUGGAGCUAAAGAUGCAAGAACCUCCCCGCUUCACCCAGAGCCUGGAGGAUAUGAAGGUGGCACAAGGAUCCAGUGUCCGACUGUCCUGCCAUCUCACUGGAUAUCCAGACCCGGAGGUGGUGUGGCUGUGUGGGGAGGAGCCCGUGGAGGAGUCGCCCACGGUGCAGAUAGAGUACGAUGAAGAUGGUUGCUGUUCCUUAAUCUUGGCCAAAGUUGGCUCCAGUGAUGCCAACGUUUACACCUGCAAAGCCACUAAUGACCAUGGAGAGGCGUCCUGUUCAGCCAAACUCCUUGUUAAACAGUAGACGUUCUGUCUGUUCAUACGUCCACCACACCGCACAUAUAUAAAGUGCAGUCUUGAACUGCAGGUUCUCUCUCGCUCUAGUCCUAGAUAGAAAACGGACUGUAUUCAUAGAGCGCUAUCAUGCUCACAGCAGUUUACAGUGAUGCCUCACACACACACACACACACACACGUCAGCAUGCUGCCAUGCAACUGCACAUCAGCAGCAGCUUGGGGAUUAAACACCUUGCUCAAGGGCCCUCAGUGAAUUUCUGGUCAGGCGGAGAUUGAAUCAAGGAUUCUCUGGUUAUAAACCAACAUUUUAACCACUUAACCAUUUACAUUUAUUAAUUUUAUUAUUAUUUUGCUUCUGAACAUAAUAAUAUAUAUUUUCAUAAUAUAUACCACUUCUAUCUCCACAGUCAUAAUGACAUUAAUAUAUUUAAAUAAAUUACCAUAUUCAUAGCUCUGCAACACAAGUAGCGGGGUGGCCAUGGAGACGAACCCCGUGAGGGUUUGGAAAUAAAAACAAACUGACAAACAAGCUUAUUUCAAGCUCCAUUUAAGUUCAGCCACUCCUGCUGCUCCUGAUUCACAUCAUGCAUGUGAUAACAUUAUUCACUGCAACAUUCCCAGACAUGUCCAGCAGGUGGCAGACAAGCUUUGUGUAAAUUCUUGCACACCUGCUCGUAAUUUACAGCACCUACCAGGCAUCCAGCAGAUGGCAGUGUUCGGCAAGUGGCUGAUAUAAAGCUUUUUAAAUUGAUCGGGUCCUACAAAUUUAACAGUUUGUCAUCAUUUUUGCCUUUUUAAUUAAGUUACAAAAUGGUAGUAUUUAUUAUUUUUGAGUUACUG